AUGGCCCAAACGCGUGGGUCUUCUUUGACCUUUGGGAAAGUCCGGAAGGUGAGAGCUUCUGCUGCUUCUGCUGCCCCGUCCGGAGCAUCGCGCUGGCCCGUCACAAUGAAGUUCUUCAUUGAUGACCUGCCCGUCCUCUUCCCGUACCCUCGUAUAUAUCCCGAGCAAUAUGCCUACAUGUGCGACCUCAAAAAGACCCUCGAUGCCGGGGGCAACUGUGUCCUGGAGAUGCCCUCGGGUACCGGGAAAACAGUCUCGCUGCUGUCGUUGAUUAUCGCCUACCAGCUACAUUAUCCGGAACACCGCAAGCUCAUCUACUGCUCUCGUACCAUGUCAGAGAUCGAAAAGGCGUUGGCCGAGCUGAAGGCGUUGAUGAAGUUUCGAACGGACCAACUUGGAUACACAGAGGACUUUCGAGCGCUCGGUUUGACCAGUCGAAAGAAUUUGUGUCUGCAUCCGUCCGUCAAGAAGGAGAAAAGUGGCACGGUCGUCGAUGCGAGGUGUCGGAGCUUAACGGCGGGUUUUGUCAAGGAAAAGAAAGAACGCGGGGAGGAUGUUGAGCUAUGCACAUAUCAUGAGAACCUGGAUCUACUCGAGCCGCAUAACCUCAUUCCUCCUGGCGUUUUCACUCUCGACGGUCUACUCAAAUACGGCGAGGAACACAAACAAUGUCCCUACUUUUCGGCACGACGCAUGAUGCCAUUUUGCAACGUUAUAAUCUACUCAUACCACUACCUAUUGGACCCGAAAAUCGCGGAGCGGGUCUCAAAGGAGUUUUCAAAAGACUGUAUAGUGGUCUUCGACGAAGCACACAAUAUCGACAACGUCUGCAUCGAAUCUCUCAGUAUCGAUAUCACAGAAGAUUCGUUGCGCAAGGCCACAAGGGGAGCAAAUAACUUGGAACGGAAAAUCCACGAGAUGAAGAGCUCGGAUGCCGAGAAGCUGCAGAACGAAUAUUCAAAGCUUGUCGAGGGACUAAGGGAAGCAGAACAGGCGCGCGAAGAAGAGCAAUUCAUUUCGAAUCCCGUCCUUCCGGAUGAUCUGUUGAAGGAGGCCGUGCCGGGCAACAUCCGUCGUGCGGAGCAUUUUGUCACCUUCCUCAAACGAUUCAUCGAAUACCUCAAGACCCGAAUGAAAGUCACGCAUACCGUUUCCGAAACGCCCCCUUCGUUCUUGACCCACGUAAAGGACCUGACGUUUAUCGAACGAAAACCCCUUCGCUUUUGCGCCGAACGACUAACGUCCCUCGUGCGAACGCUAGAACUUAUUAAUAUAGAAGACUACCAGCCCCUUCAAGAGGUGGCGACAUUCGCGACUCUGGUCGCAACUUAUGAUAAAGGAUUCCUUCUGAUUCUCGAGCCGUUCGAGUCAGAGGCGGCCACCGUGCCGAACCCCAUCCUACACUUCACUUGCCUUGAUGCUGCGAUCGCCAUCAAACCCGUCUUUGACAGAUUUAGCUCCGUUAUCAUCACUUCGGGAACUCUGUCGCCCCUGGAGAUGUAUCCAAAGAUGCUGGACUUCACCACCGUCAUGCAAGAAUCGUACAGUAUGACACUUGCACGUCGUUCCUUCCUUCCGAUGAUUGUGACCCGAGGAUCCGAUCAAGCGCAGGUCUCUUCGGGAUUCCAGAUUCGAAAUGACCCCGGUGUUGUCCGCAACUACGGAAACAUUGUCCUCGACUUCGCCCGCAUCACCCCCGAUGGUGUCGUCGUUUUCUUCCCGUCCUAUCUGUACAUGGAGUCCAUCAUCAGCAUGUGGCAGGGCAUGGGUAUCCUGGACUCGAUAUGGAACUACAAAUUAAUCCUGGUCGAAACCCCCGAUGCGCAGGAAUCGUCCCUCGCGCUAGAGACCUACCGAACCGCCUGCUGCAACGGCCGAGGCGCCAUUCUAUUCUCUGUCGCACGAGGCAAAGUCUCCGAAGGUAUCGAUUUCGACCACCACUACGGACGCGCCGUGCUGUGCAUCGGCGUUCCCUUCCAGUACACCGAAUCCCGCAUCUUGAAGGCCCGUCUCGAGUUCCUCCGCGAGAAUUACCGCAUCCGCGAAAACGACUUCCUGUCCUUCGACGCCAUGCGUCACGCCGCCCAGUGUCUGGGCCGUGUCCUCCGUGGCAAAGACGACUACGGAGUCAUGGUUCUCGCCGACCGACGAUUCCAGAAAAAGCGCAACCAACUCCCCAAGUGGAUCAGUCAGGCCAUGCUGGAAAGCGAAACGAACCUCAGCACCGACAUGGCGGUCGCCACGGCCAAGAACUUCCUGCGCACCAUGGCCCAGCCCUUCAAGGCUAAGGACCAGGAGGGAAUCUCCACGUGGAGUCUCGCUGAUUUGGAAAAACAUCGCGAGAAGCAAAUGCAGGAAGAGGACCGAGUCCGGCGCGAAGAGUUGGCCAACGGCCAUGGGGCGAACGGCGUCUAUCAUAAUGGCGUGCCCGAUGAUGCGGAUGAAUUUGACGACAAUAUUGACGAAGACCUCAUGAUGCUGGAUGCGCAGUGA
Molecule: messenger RNA, 2493 nt
Organism: Aspergillus affinis
Lineage: Eukaryota; Fungi; Ascomycota; Eurotiomycetes; Eurotiales; Aspergillaceae
Product: TFIIH/NER complex ATP-dependent 5'-3' DNA helicase subunit RAD3
Exons: 4
Coding region: 1-2493 (830 amino acids)
Biological process (GO): transcription by RNA polymerase II; nucleotide-excision repair; positive regulation of mitotic recombination
Cellular component (GO): nucleus
Molecular function (GO): hydrolase activity, acting on acid anhydrides, in phosphorus-containing anhydrides; damaged DNA binding; DNA helicase activity
Source: RefSeq, a predicted model, not a curated record